Filobasidium floriforme is the source of this 1398-nucleotide messenger RNA. RefSeq names its product putative structural constituent of ribosome. The transcript is spliced from 9 exons. Gene Ontology annotation, molecular function: protein methylesterase activity. Gene Ontology annotation, biological process: protein demethylation. The coding region runs from base 156 to 1388 and encodes 410 amino acids. The record is from RefSeq and is a predicted model, not a curated record. NCBI's taxonomy places the organism in Eukaryota, Fungi, Basidiomycota, Tremellomycetes, Filobasidiales, Filobasidiaceae.
AUGAAACCUACUCUCUCGCAUCGGCGCGCGGCCAUCUCCGAGUCGCUGGAGUAGAACGAAACCUGAUAUUCGGGACUGCUGCUCUUUUGGACGAAAUCUCUAUCUCCAACAGGCAAUCAGCAGCUCUACCUUCUUCCCUUCUUGCAUACUACACCAUGUCGAGCGAUCUCUUCAGAAAAUCUGUACUUAACAGACUGCCGGCGAUGCCGCCGACUAGAGCGCCAUGGGCCGAAGGAGAUGAAGACGAAGAUACGAUGGAGCAACUCGCAGAAGAGGAAGAAGGACUGAGCGAUAUUUCAGCCCUGCCCAGCCAGGGAAGCACGAGCAAUCCCUCCAGGUCAUCAAAGGCGUCAAUGUUUGCUUCGUCCGACUUGUCCCCGAUCUCGCCAGCUACAUACUUUGCACAAGCUCUACAGGUCAACCCUGAAGGCUAUCCAUGCACGUUCAGAGUCUACUACACUCCCUCAAUGUUGAGUGCAAUAUCCCAAACGAGUGAUGGCGGGAAAAAGGCAUCUCUACUCGUCUGUCAUCAUGGCGCUGGUAGCUCGGGAACGACCUUUUCAGCGUUGGCGAAAGAAGUUCAGGAGAAGAGCAAGGGCGAGCUCGGCGUGCUGGCAUUCGAUGCAAGAGGGCACGGCAAGACAACCACCGAAGACGGUACAAAGGAAUUAGAGCUAUCUUUUGACAAUCUGCAAAGAGACUUUCUCGCUAUGAUUUGUCAGAUCUUUCCUGAUCCAACUGAAUCGCCAGACCUUGUUCUGCUCGGUCAUUCCAUGGGAGCUUCCCCCAUCAUCUCUUCGGCCCCUAUCCUGCAGAAGCGAGGCUACAAAGUAGUCGGUGUCAUCGUUUUGGACGUCGUUGAAGGUACAGCGGUCGAGGCGCUCCCCCUGAUGCGAAGCAUAUUGUCGCAAAGACCGACAAACUUCCGCUCGGUUGAAGGUGCGAUAGACUGGCACUUGACUUCGGGAGCCGUCCGCAACAAAGAGUCUGCUCGGGUUUCGGUCCCUAGCCUUGUAGUGCCGAAGCCGGGACGAGCGGAUGGAUCGUUGGAUGUCAUAUGGAGGACCGACUUGAUGGCAACAUCGUCUUUCUGGGAAGAGUGGUAUCUGCACCUGUCGUCGCAUUUCCUUGCCGCAAGGUCUGGCAAGCUUUUGGUGCUUGCCGGUCAGGAACGUCUCGACAAAGAGUUGAUGAUCGGGCAAAUGCAAGGCAAGUUUCAGCUGGAAGUCCUUCCGGAUGUCGGCCAUUAUUUGCACGAAGACAAGCCCGAAAGAUUAGCUGGAGUCCUCGUUGCGUUUUGGAAAAAGAACACGAGCGUACUGGUCUUACCGCCCAAGGUAGGCAGUGCAGGUUACGUGCAGAAGCUCAAAAUGGUCGGAGAUCCAUGAAGACCUCAAG